Messenger RNA from Seriola aureovittata, 1668 nucleotides. It is a transcript of the gene grem1b, whose product is annotated as gremlin 1b. Gene Ontology annotation, molecular function: BMP binding; receptor ligand activity. NCBI's taxonomy places the organism in Eukaryota, Metazoa, Chordata, Actinopteri, Carangiformes, Carangidae. Gene Ontology annotation, biological process: animal organ morphogenesis. Bases 299 to 847 code for a protein of 182 amino acids. The record is from RefSeq and is a predicted model, not a curated record. The transcript is spliced from 2 exons.
AGAAGUGUUGAGGGGGCGGAUAGUUUUGAUUUUCUCUACAUCGUGCUUAGCCAAUAAUGUAGAGGGAACUGUUGUGCACAUCUCAGCUGGCAGACAUUUAAAAGGGAGACAGUCCGGCGCUGGAGCAAUUUGUAUUAAACCCCCCUGGCCCCUGUCUAUGGAGCGGUUAGUCUCCCACCCAUCCACAGUCCCACCAGUGUACAGUCGACUGCAGUAGGUGCCGAUCACCUCGGAAGGUGCCUUUAGAGGACUGACAGGAUCAGAUCAUUGCGCUUGUUGCAGCGGAGGCUCGAACAGGAUGGCCAACUCGACGCGUAUCUUUUGCAGUAUGGUUUUCAUCAUUGGGUUGCUAUCCUCUCCCGUGGAUUCAAAAAGAAAUCGAGGUUCACAAGGCGCCAUUCCUCAUCCUGACAAAAGCAACCCAAACGAAUCGGAGCAGCAACCGCAGCCUCCGCAGGCGGGCUCUGGGUCCCGACAGAGGCAGGGCUCAUCCUCACCGGCCGACGAGGUGCUGGAGUCCAGCCAGGAAGCUUUACAUGUGACGGAGCGCCAAUAUUUGAAACGGGACUGGUGCAAGACUCAGCCGCUCAAACAGACCAUCCACGAGGAGGGCUGCGUCAGCCGCACCAUCAUCAACCGCUUCUGCUACGGACAGUGUAACUCCUUCUACAUCCCCAGGCACAUCCGCAGGGAGGAAGGUGCCUUCCAGUCCUGUUCGUUUUGCAAGCCGAAGCGUUUUACCACCAUGACCUUUACUUUGAACUGUCCGGACCAGCAGCCGCCCACCAAGAAGAAACGCAUCCAGCGCGUCAAACAGUGCCGCUGUAUAUCCAUAGACCUGGACUGAAAACACACAGAAAUGUGUUGCGUGUGUGCUUUUCAUACUCCUACUCUUUGCGGGCAGGACUGUUGGUCUGAAAAAAAAAAAAGAGAGAGGCUGUCACACAGCCGAGAGCACGUGCCUGUCUCCAUCUGGGGAUAUGCUCCACAUAUACGAUGACUUUAAGGCUGCCUUCGUGUACUAUGAUUCUCUUCUUGCACAACGUGUGAAAAAAUAUGGACAUGCAACUCAUAAACCCAUGUUGAACUGCAAUGAACAUUUUACUCCUCACCAGUUUGCCAAGUUUGAAAACAAGCAUCACUGCACGGGAACGCUGACUUGGAAUGGGCACGUUUUACGCACGGCUUCCUUCACCCCAAUGGGACUGCAUAACCCCGGUUUAUUUAACAAGUCACUGUUCCAAACCUUCAUUGAGACAGGAACGCGUUCCGGUCCAAUUUUGUAUUUUUUUUUCAGUGAUUAUAUAUAUAUGUUUGUCAAACUGGAUGUUUCCACUGUGUGGAAUGUGAUGGAUGAGUGGCGAUAUUUGUAAAUGGAAAAUGUGAUUUUAGUUCGAUAUUCCAAGAAUCCUUGGGUUAGCCUGACUGAUUUCUGUGAAUUUCGAAGUCCAUCAGUAAAGAUUUCUUUUUUUAUUUGUAAGUUGGAUGCCUACUCAAACGUAGAGACCGUAGGCUUCUUUGUUAGUUAAAACGGACAAUGUACAGUGAUGGUUUAUACACUAUAGAGAUUAAAUAGUUGUAAAAUGUAAAGCCAUCGUUGAUGUAACCGGUUUGUUUAUUCCUUUGAUUAAAUUAUCCAUGGAAACAUAAAAUAAAGGGAUGCUGGAA